AUGGCACAAAAUGGCAACACAGACGGCACGGUCGUCAUGCCCCAACUUGGAGACCUGCUCCGACACCCAGAAGAUCUAGACAAGAUCAGCGGCUUGAAAGCUGAGUACUUGCGCAAGAAAACAGCCGUCGACUCACGGCUCCGCGAGGGCCUCCGCGACCAGCUUGAAGCCGUACAGCGCAGUAUAGGGUCCUUGACUGAGGGCCAGCGUCAGGUAUCGAAGACGAAAGACGAAUUAGCCGGGAUCGAUAAGUUAUGCGCCGAAUCGCAAGAUAGCGUGGAGGACUUUGCGCAGAUUGACCAGUUAGCGCGGAUCCAGCGAGGCUUCGAUGCGACAUUGAUGAUGAAGAAGGGGCUGGGGAAUUUUAGUGCGGAUUUGCAGGAGGUUGAGGAAUUGCUUAGAGAGGAUGAUGAGGAUCUCGAGAAUCAGCCAAACCUGUUACGGGCUCAUAUGCAGAUUUCCCGGCUAAGGGAUUUCAGGGAUGAGGCUAUGGAUCAGAUCCGGAAGGCGCAGGACCCUAGUGCCGAGAAUACUUUGAUGGAGUACUUCCAGGGGCUGGACUCUGUUAUUGAUUGGUUUGAUGAUCAUCUUGGGACGGCCUGCAUGAAUCUGAUUCCGUUGGUCCAGGAGGAUAACAAGAGCAUGGUUGUUCGAUUGGCGGUUUUAGUGCUGAAUGAGGAGAAGAAUGAUGCUACCGUGCGGGCAUUACAAGAAGCGCAAAAAGAUCACAAGGACCUGGCUAGUCGUUUCAAGUCCAUGCAUAUUGGUCCGAAGACGGUUCGCGGUUACAAGGAAAAGCUCUUACAGGCGAUCGAGUUCUACGCACGGAACCAAUUCGACAAUACCAAGGACCAAUUCCUCGGCGACCCAGAUCUUCUCGAGAAGAGUUUCCGGUGGUUCUUCAAUGAUCUCUUCACGGUCAAGCAGGGAAUGCAGAAUCUGGUGCCGAAGAAAUGGAAGAUCUACAAGACCUACACCGAUAUUUACCAUCGCAUGAUGCACGACUUCCUUGUAUCUAUGAUUGACGAUCCUGAGAUCCCUGCAGACAAUCUACUGAAAAUUAUCAACUGGGGUGACAAGUAUUACAAGAAGAUGAAGAAACUCGGCUGGAUGCCAAAUGAGCUUCAGCCCAACCUUCUUGACGACCGGGAGCCAGAACUCAUUCGCCAGUGGCAGAGUGUCAUUAUCAACGCUGUUGAAGAAUGGAUGGACCGCAUUUUCGAGACCGACAAGAAAGGACUUGUGGAGCGGCAACCAGAUGCACUGGAUACCAAUGCCGAUGGCAUUUUCCGUACCAAGACACUGGCGGACAUGUGGCGUAUGCUUCAUGAGCAGGUUGUCGCUGCAGGUGCAUCUGAAAGAGCCGAUGUAGUUGAAGGUGUCAUUGAUGCUAUGUUCCGUUCUCUGAAGGGCCGACAGAGCGCAUGGCAAUCUUUGAUCGAUGAAGAAUGCACCAAGGCCAUGGCAGCUGGUGCCGAACAAGCCGAGGGUAUUCAGCUACUGCAAGACUGGUUGGUCGGCGUAGCCAAUGAUCAGAUUGCCUGCAUCGACGACAACGAGGAGACAGGCCAGAUGGGCUACCUAUCAAGAUUCAAACGCGAUCUCGAGCCAUUGGUGACACCCAAGUACAUGGCAACACGGGCAAACGAGGAGCUGGAUGCCCUACGUGACGGCUACGUGGAUCUGAGCACACACUGCCUGGCGCAGUUCGUGCAGGUAGUAUUCACUGUGGAUCUCGCCACCGUUUUCCCAGAUCUCUUCACCGCAAAGUGGUACGGCGAAUACGCCAUCAAGCGGAUCAUAUCCACCUUCGAGGAUUACAUGGCCGACUACACUCCCGUUCUGCAUCCAUCCCUCGUCGACAUCCUCGUCGAAGAACUCUCCGACGAACUGCUAGUCCGAUACCUAUCUUCAGUCCGCAACAAGGGCGUCAAAUUCCGCCGCAACGCAGACCCAUUCACAGAAAAGUUCAAAGACGAUGUCCUUACUGUCUUUGACUUCUUCCAGAAAUACGAGGACUCCUUCGAAGGAACCAUCAAGCAAAAAUGGCGUCUUGUGGACUGGCUGGUCCGCCUGCUCGAAGCCGAAAAGGGUCAGGGCGUUGUCAAUGUCUACGAGUCUUUCAAGCUUGAGUACUGGGACCUCCAGCUCUCGUGGGUCGAGGCUGUCCUGCGUACCCGUGAUGACUUUGAGCGGAGCAUGAUCAGUGGUGUCAAAGCCAAGGCUGCAGAGUUGUCUGUCGAAAGAGGCACAGAGACUAUCAUGAGCCGAGUGAGGUAA
Messenger RNA from Penicillium pulvis, 2280 nucleotides. Its product is annotated as SNARE-binding exocyst subunit SEC6. Lineage: Eukaryota; Fungi; Ascomycota; Eurotiomycetes; Eurotiales; Aspergillaceae. Gene Ontology annotation, biological process: exocytosis; exocyst localization. Gene Ontology annotation, molecular function: SNARE binding. The coding region runs from base 1 to 2280 and encodes 759 amino acids. The record is from RefSeq and is a predicted model, not a curated record. The transcript has a single exon. Gene Ontology annotation, cellular component: exocyst.